Molecule: messenger RNA, 1919 nt
Organism: Vidua macroura (Pin-tailed whydah)
Lineage: Eukaryota; Metazoa; Chordata; Aves; Passeriformes; Viduidae
Gene: ENKD1
Product: enkurin domain containing 1
Exons: 9
Coding region: 244-1332 (362 amino acids)
Cellular component (GO): cytoplasmic microtubule
Source: RefSeq, a predicted model, not a curated record
GCGGGGCCGGGCCGGGCCCUCGGCUGCCGGCGGGCGGGCCCAGCCCAGCCCGGCCCGGCCGGGAGCGCUUCUCCGCGGCCUCCCUCGGUCUUGAUUUCAGCCUGUCAUUUUGCGUGUAAAUCACUGGGUUGGGACUCGAGUUCAGAUCAAGAUCAGAUGUGCAUUUCAAAGCCAGUAGCCGUUCUGGAGUGAUCUCAUGUGGUGGUUGGUUUCUGUGGCAGAGGCAGAGCAACGUGUGGCAGGAUGUGUGAAGGGCCAUCCAGGAUUUCUGGACCCAUUCCUCCAGACCCAACGCUCUUUCCAGAGUAUUACAAACGCCCCGUCUCAGCUCGAGGGAGGCUGGAAGGAAAUGCUCAGAAGCUGUAUUUAACCUCCCUGGACCCGGUUCCCAACCCCUACCCUGCUUUGGGCAGUGCCCGCCAGGCCCAGCCAGCCCCUCGCAUUCGCCCCAGUGGAAAGGACUUCCUGGAGAGGGGACAGAAAGGGACACUCAGCCUCUUACUGCAGCUCCAAGGGCUCUCCCUUGACGAGGGAAUGCCAGUUAAGAAGAAAGAGGCCAAGGACUACGAGAAGGAAAAUGUGAGGCGGAUAAAGGAGAUUCAGAAGAAGUGCAAAGAGAAGGAGCGAGCCCAAGAGCGCAGCCAGCCCAAGCCUGUGAAAGCUCUGUGGAAAUCCCAGAAAUACGAAAAUGUGGAGUCAAAGGUGAAGGCCAAGCUGCAGGAGACCUCCCCACCUCCCAAUCCCGAGGCUGUGAAUUUCCUGAGGGCGUAUUCCCGCUGUGGCUCUGGGAUCAGGCCACUGUCCCCAAGGCCUGUCAGAGCAAAAGCAGGAGCAGACCCAGAGGCACAGGGUACUGAAAGCAAGAUGCAGGUGGAGGGCAGGAGCGUUGACUUCAUCAGGCACAACGCCUGCACUGCCAAGCGGGCCCCGCUGCGCCGCUCCCAGUCCCUGCAGGCGCUGGCCGAGCUGCUGGAGCAGAAGCACCGGGAGCAGGAGGAAUACAACGCCAAGCAAAAGGGCCACGUCCCCCAGUACCUGCUGGAGAGGAAGGAGCUGUGGCGCAAGCAGAUGGAGGAGCGGCUGCGAAACCUGCCAGACCCCGACACGCCGCCCGGGCACACCAUGAUGCCUGAGGGCCAGCGCCUGGAGACCCUUGGCAACCUGAAGCAAAGCCAGGAACAGCUGAUAAAGGACCUGGUUCUGCUGCCAAUGCGUGGAGACAGCCUCAAGAUGCAGAAGAGGAGGGUAGAGCUCGAGAGGAAGCUCUCCCAGAUAGACGAGGCAAUCAAAAUUUUCUCAAGGCCAAAAGUCUUCAUCAAGUUGGACUCCUGAGCUGGUGGGGCCAGGUGUGCUGUGCUGCUCUGCCUGAACCUCCUUUGUUGCUGGGCAGGAAUGGACACCACUUUCUGGGAGGGAAGGAGAGGAAGCCAAGUUCCAGACCCUGGGCCCAUGCAGGUGCCGAUAACAGUGUCCAGUACGCAGCUGGCAUCUCUUGCUCACCUUUCAGUCCACAGAAAAGGGAGGGAGAUGCCCUAAAAAAGGCCCUGCUCAGUGGUCUGGGGAACAGUUGUCUCUGCUGCUUGACUUCUCACAGAUCAGCUCUCUCCUCUGGGUCUGUGGCAUCACCUCUUACUUUCCCUUUUUUUCCUACUUCUAGAAACUGGUGGGAGGUCUUUUGUGCUGCUCCCUGUGCUAUUCCUUGUUAUUCUCCUUCUCCUGAGCUGGACCAUGGUCAUGGCUCAUCCUGAGCCCCUGAGAGCUGAGGGGACAGCUUGGGGACAAGAAGGGGGCACAGAACUUCAGUGUUUUCUGCCCAGGAGAGGGCUGAGUUUUCAGGAGGGUCUGGUCGGAUGUCUGGAGAAACCUUUGUUGUCUGUGGUGCAGGAGAUACUCCAAUAAAUCAUCAUUUCCAUCUUGCA